CUUUGUUAGUCUUGAGCUCCUGUACUUCAUAAUCAGCAUUUAGUCCCUUCCUACAGUGAAAUACAUACGGUGAAGCUGUUGAGCUAGUUAUCAGUUCUCAGACAGCUGCAAAACAUGGAUAACCAGAUUGAAAUUCCAGUUGAAAGUCUAAUUCCAAAUACCAAUGCCAAUGCACAUCUGACUGAUCAUCAAAGAAGAGUAAACACAUUACACAAAGCUGCUCUAAAAGGUGAUUGGAAAGCUGCUGAAAGAACUGUGAGUUUGGACAAAAAUAUAGCUUGGAAUAUUAAGAUAACAAAAGAAGGAAAUACAGCUCUUCACAUAGCUGUGUCAGCCAAGCAAACUGCUUUUGUCCGCAAUCUAGUCGAAUGCUUGAAAGAAAGUGAACUGGAAUUGAAGAAUGAAUAUGGAUAUACAGCUUUCUGUACUGCAGCUGUAUCAGGAGUCGUUGAAAUUGCGAAGGUCAUGUACCAUAAAAACAAGAAUUUGCCAACAAUUCGAAGUAAAAGUGGAUAUAACCCAGUUAGAAGUAAAAGCGGAUACACACCACUUAAAAUUGCAAUUUGGUUCAGAAACACAGAAAUGGCUGAAUAUCUUUACCCAAUUACACCUCUUGCAUAUCUCGGAGACAAGGAAUAUAUGGAUAUUCUUGUAGAAGCGAUCCGUGCUGACAUGUAUGGUAUGAAAUCCUUUUAUUUUAAAGAGACUCACAUAAAAUUAUGUUUCUUCUUUGUUCAACUCACUAAAUAG
Molecule: messenger RNA, 750 nt
Organism: Olea europaea var. sylvestris
Lineage: Eukaryota; Viridiplantae; Streptophyta; Magnoliopsida; Lamiales; Oleaceae
Product: ankyrin-1-like
Exons: 3
Coding region: 115-750 (211 amino acids)
Molecular function (GO): protein binding
Source: RefSeq, a predicted model, not a curated record